This is a messenger RNA of Cajanus cajan (pigeon pea), 2669 nucleotides long. The record is from RefSeq and is a predicted model, not a curated record. Lineage: Eukaryota; Viridiplantae; Streptophyta; Magnoliopsida; Fabales; Fabaceae.
UCGAUUCUUCAAUUCAAUGGCGCCACCACCGGACCCUGACGCCGAAGCCGAAGCGGAAGCGCUGCGCCUCAAGGCCACGGCGGAGUCAAAGUUCAAAGCCACCAACAACGCCAAGUCCGCUCUCAAAUACGCCAAGCGCGCCCAGCGUCUCUGCCCGCACCUCGCCGGCGUGUCGGAGACCGUCACUUCCCUCACCGUCCUCGCCGCGCCGGACUGGUACCGAGUCCUCGGCGCGGAGCCCUUCGCCAACACCACCGUCAUUCGGAGGCAGUACAAGAAGCUCGCCCUGCUCCUCCACCCUGACAAGAACCCCCACGUGGCCUCCGAGGAAGCCUUCAAGCUCGUCGGCGAGGCCUUCCACCUCCUCUCCGACCGCGCUCGCCGCGGAGAGUACGACGCCGAGCUCCGCCGCAAGAUCGAGGCGGAGCGCGAUACCUUCUGGACCUCUUGCUCCACUUGCAGGCUUCUGCACCAGUUCGAGAGAAGGUACUUAGGUGAUGAAUUGGUUUGCCCUAGUUGUGAGAAGAGUUUUAGGGCUGUGGAAACGGUUCAGAGUGAUGGGGAUGGUAGGGUUAUGAGUAGGAGUAGGAGGUUGAAGGAGAUAGAUAAGAAGAAAAAUGAGGUGAAAGGGAAAGUGGGUAGUGAAAAAGGUAGUAAUGUAGUGGGGAAUGAGAAGGAAGGGAAGUUGAGGAAGAGAAUGCGUUCAGUUGGGGAGGUUUUGGAGAGGUCCAAACCUAGUAAGAGGGCUAAAACUGGGGAGGAGAUGAUGACAUUGGCCGAAUUUCAGAAUGAGGUGAAGAGGAAAAAGUUGAAGGAAAAGGAAAAGGAAAGGGAGGAGUUGGAGGAGGAGGACAGAAUUGAGAAGAGGAACAACCGUGCUGAGAGGCGGCGGAGAAUGAAAAACAAUGGAGGUUUAGAGGUUGGGGAAGAGAGGGGUUUGAAGAAGAGUGUGGAGAUUGCUAUUGAGGAGAAGAGAAAGGGGUUGGGGAUUGAGAAGCAUAAGGGUUGUAGUGGAGGGGAAUUGGAGAAUAUGGCGGUGGUGGAUUCUGAUUUUUAUGAUUUUGACAAGGAUAGAGUGGAGAGAAGCUUUAAGAAAGGUCAAGUGUGGGCGGUGUAUGAAGAUGACGAUGGAAUGGCCAGGCAGUAUGUCUUAAUUGAUGAAACUGUUUCAGUGAAUCCUUUUGAAGUGAAAAUAAGUUGGUUGGAUGUACAGAGCAGUGGGGAUGGGAAGAUAGCUAGUAGGGAGAGGAUGAGGCUUCAUGUGCCUUGUGGGAUAUUUAAGGUUGCCAGGAAGGCUUCUGUAAAUCUAGUAAAUAUCUUUUCUCAUGUUGUGGAUUGUGAUAGGGCAGCACGUGAGGUUUACAAAAUUUACCCCAAGAAGGGCUCGGUAUGGGCGCUUUAUGGCGAGGAAAGUAUUGAUGCAGAUGGAAGGAAUGCUGAGAAUGCGGGCAAGAGAUGCUAUGAGAUUGUUGUAUUCUUGACAAGUUACAGUGAGGUGAAUGGUCUGAGCAUGGCGUAUCUUGAGAAGGUUGAUGGUUACAAGACAGUAUUUAAGAGACAAGAGAAGGGGUGUAGUGCUGUUAGAUUUCUUGGAAAGGAUGACAUGUGGUUAGUUUCUCAUCAGAUCCCUGCGCGGAAGUUACUUUGUGAUGAAACUCCCGAACUGUUGAAAGACUGUUGGGAACUUGAUCCUGCUUCUCUUCCUUCAGAUUUACUUACUAUUGAUGGCAUAGACAAUUGAGGUUAGGUAAUCUUUUUAGUGAUUAGACUGAAUUUUGAAAGACUAUUUGGGAGUUGAUUGUUGGUGACUUCAUAUAUGCUAACUAUCGGGUGGCUUAAAUAGAUGACCUUGAAACUUUUGUACAAUACAUAUAAUGAUAUUAGGAAACCUGCCUGUUUUGUAUAGCUUGAAAUUUUUUAGUUUUGUAGAUUAAGGAGACAUUCAUGAAUUACUUUAUGUUCUGCUGGAUUAAACUGUGCACCAGCAGUAGCACUAUAAUCUAGUUAAUAUGGCAAAGUCAUGCUGAUGCUUUAUUCAAUUUUUUGCUAGAGUGUUUCAUUAGGUCUUCUUUAUGACAUUUUAUCAUUUGUAAAUAAUCUAAACUUGAUUGGAACUCUUAUCAGUAAAAUGUAUACUUUUCAUAUUUAUGUAGUCCUAUAUGAAAGUAACGAAGAAGAAACAAGAAUAGCUGAAAGAUAGCUCCCAGGCCACAGAGAAUAUUCCCUUGGCUCCCAAAACUAACAAUUAUUGAUGCAUUCUCUCUCCUCUCUUCACAUAUUUGACCUCUCCUCUCUUCACAUAUUUGACCUCUCCUCUCUUCAUAUAUUUGACCUCUCCUCCCUCUCUCUAUAACUAAUUUGCCUUCAUUAUUAUUUCCCACCUGGAACUCUGUGCAGUUUCUUGGACCUUUGGAUGUGUGCCCGUAAUGGUUUCUCUGUUGAAGCCUGUUGUUGGUUCCUAAGAAAACUUGUAUAUUCUUUUGCAGUUUUGCCCCUAUCAUCAGUAGUGAGAUGCAUGUGUAACUUAAUCACAGGUUAGCAAGUUAAUUGUACCAAAUUGUAUUAAAAUAAUGGUUUAGUGAGUUUUUUUAAAUGCUUUAUGAAAAAGUACACACAAGGGUCCAGGAUCAAUCUAGUCAUUUCAAUUUUAUAUUCUGUUUCUUCUUCAA